Messenger RNA from Zerene cesonia (dogface butterfly), 3069 nucleotides. RefSeq lists its product as uncharacterized. The record is from RefSeq and is a predicted model, not a curated record. The coding region runs from base 427 to 1089 and encodes 220 amino acids. The transcript is spliced from 5 exons. Lineage: Eukaryota; Metazoa; Arthropoda; Insecta; Lepidoptera; Pieridae.
GUCAAUUGUAAUCUGUUGUCGACGGAAUCAUCAACAUUCAGUCAAGCGCUGCAAAUUUUUAAGAAUUUUAUGUUAAGUUUAUAAAGUGAUAAAGUUAUUAAAUGUGUGAUAAAUUAAAGAAAAAAUAUCAUAAAAAAUACUAAAAAGCUCUUUGUGUUUUGUGUGUGAAAGUAACUGAGAAUUGUACAUAUCCUGUUCAAAAUUUAAACAAGGCCGACGGACAAGUGAGUUUUAAAGUUUGAGAUUUUCCAUCAAUCUCACCGUGGGAGAUUAUAGGAAAGCUCUGUUAUGACAGACAAUGGCGGUUCUGCUGUCUCCCACGCUCGAUUAAUAGAAAACGCGAUCGAGGCGCGCGAGGACAAGUGACGUAACGCCAUCUAGCGGUUGCCGCGUGUACUAACACAAGGGGGUCGGAGUCUGGGCAUCAUGAAGCUCAACCUGUUCAAGCGGUCGAUGAUAUUCGCGACGUUCUUCGGCUCGUGCUUGUGUAUAGCGCUGAUCGUCGCGUCGCUGGGCACGCAGCACUGGGUGGACGCGACGGCGAGGCGGCUCUCGAAUCCAACAGAGUCGAUGGGCAGAAUCAGUUUCGGCCUGUUCGAGGGCCACAAGGAGUUGAAUUUCGGAUACAGGUCGCGGAACGUCGAUUUCAGUAUAAAGUCGGGCAACCACCCCGCACGGCGCUGGGCGUGGUGCGGCACGGCGGCGCAGCUCGCGGUCGCGCUGGCGGCGAGCGGCGGCGCGUGCGCGCUCGCCGCGCUCGGCUCGGCCGCACGGGCGCGCUGCUCGCCGAAGCCGCUGCUCAUAUGUAACUGCGCUACCGUGUUGUUCUGCCUGGGCGCGAUGUCGGUGUGGCUGACGGAGUUCUUCCUGCGGCUGCAGCACAACGUCAUGUCGGAGGAGGACCUCGCCAACAAGUGGUCGUCGGACAUGACCGCUGAGUUGGGGAUAUCUUUUUGGUUAGUGGUGGCGGCGUGCAUCGCGGCGUUCAUCAACAACGUGUGCGUGCUGAGCGCGAUGGCGGACGCGCCCGCGCGCGACGCCGCGCCCGCGCUCGAGGAGAAGCUCAACGGCGCUAUCAUGCUGUACUAGACCUUGUUACAUACACGCUAUGGCUCACUUUCGCUUGAUGACCUCGAUGUAUAAUAUAAUGUAGGUGGGCAUACUGUGUUAGACCUUAUUGUUCUGCUGCUAUGGUUCACUUUCGCUUGUUGGACAUCGACGUACUAAAUGAUGUUGGUUGUCAUACUGUAAUACACUUUGUUGUUUGGACGCUAUGGUUCACUUUCAGUUGUUGGACUUAACGUACAAUAUGAUGUCGGUGAUCAUGCCGUAUUGGACUCUGCUGCUAUUGUAGUUGGGUUGAAUUUCAAGUGUUAUAACUUGUUGGACUAUAGUGUUGUCUAUAGUUAUGUAUUAGACCCUAUUGUUAUUGCGGUUGGGUUCAAAUUCACGUGUUAUAACUUGUUGGACUAGAUAAUGUUGUUGUCGACCUUAUCGCGAGGCAAUUGGAUUGAAUUUCAAGUAUUAUAACUUCUUAGACUGGAUAAUGUUGGUUAGACCUUAUUGCUAUUGCAAUUUGAUUGAAUUUCAAACGUUAUUGCUUUGACGUUAGCUCGUCGGAUUUGAUAAUGCUGUAUUGGACCUUAUUUCUAUUGCAUUAAGAUUUAAAUUGACUAUGAAAUCUAGCCAAUUCAUUGCAUAUGACAAAUACUCUUCCAUUACCGUUCAAACUUCUGUAUUAAAAAAUAUGCAGUGUUAUAAUUGUUUAGGUAUUCACUGAACAUAUUAAGAGCUUAAAACUCACUUAACAGGAUGAUGAUAUCAGCUGUUUUUCGUGAGUUAGUAAACAUUUAAACACUGUUAAUUUGAGAUUGAAAUCUGUCGUAAAAAUUUGUUCCGUAACAUUGUGAACUGGGCAUUGAACCCUCGACUUGCAACCUGCAUCUGACGGACGUUUGGGAAAAGUAAAUUCUUGGCAUAAUGGAUAAACGGUAUAUUUGCAGUCGACGAUAAUGCGAUAAAGUACCAGCAUUAAGGAUCACAUUUUUGCGGCUUUAAAGUUCCCUUUUAAGCCGCUGCCCACAAUUAGUUUCUUAAGAACCAAAUUAAUUGCGACCACAGGAACCCUCAGCUUUCAUAUAAAAAAUGAAUAAUAAAAAUCGCUUCUUUACUUUUAUUUACUUUCAUUCGACAGUUCUGAGGUAACAAAGUCAAAAAAAUAAAUAAAUAAGUAAUCCAAUUGAUCACCUACUCCUUUUUUUUGAAGACAGUUGAAAACGUGUAUUUGUGUUGACAAACACGACGGGAAAUAACUUGCAAAUUUAUGACAUCGAGAUAUAGACUUAAACGUGUAAAUAUUAAAGUUGAUAUUCUCAUACACACGAUUUAAUGGAAGUGAACAAUGAAUUGAUAAGAAACGGGUAAGGCUUUAUAGAUUACGUAUUAACGCGAAUAAAACGUGGAUUCAUUGUAACGGCUGGUAAUAACAAAUAUUUAUACGUAAUUCGGGUUUACUUUGUGUUUCUUUUUUUAUUAUAAUAAUUAUAUCUCCUUAUUAUUAUAGAUAGAGUAUUGUAUAAAUGAUGAGUGUGUAAAUCAAAUAAAAAAACCUAGAAAAUCUGAUUUAUACGAAUGAUUAAAUAAAAUCUUUUAGGGUUUUUUAUUUGAUUUACACACUUAUUCAUCUAUUUACAUAAAAAAAGUUAUUCUGGCGAAAUAUAACAUUGAAUAGUCAUUCUUAAAUAUUUAAUACAUACCUUGUUAUUCGCUAAAGUUUAACUUAUUUUAGUGUUUUUGUUAUGCGCUAAAAUAUAUUUGUCGAAUCGUCCGUCCUUGUAGCGUGUAGGCUUAGAAUAUUAAUAUUUUUAAUAAGUUUUACAAUUAUCUUUUUACGGUAAAGGCUGAUUGUUGUUAAGAUCUGUAUAUCCGUCCAAUAAAUAUCUUACAUAUUUGUAUAUUUGCAAUGAGAUAAUUGCUUAACGAUUUAUGAUGUAGUUUUAACUUAAUAUCAAAAUGAGUGAUACAUAAUAUUUUUAUUUAAAAUGUACUGUUUAUAAAUGUGUAUUAUAG